This is a messenger RNA of Fimicolochytrium jonesii, 819 nucleotides long. RefSeq lists its product as uncharacterized. The coding region runs from base 1 to 819 and encodes 272 amino acids. The transcript has a single exon. The record is from RefSeq and is a predicted model, not a curated record. NCBI's taxonomy places the organism in Eukaryota, Fungi, Chytridiomycota, Chytridiomycetes, Spizellomycetales, Powellomycetaceae.
AUGACAAAGACAAUUUGGUCUACGCUUUCCGGUUUGGUACAACAGCUCUGGGCUGCAUCAUUCUUUGAUUUCCCGCUACUGGAGCGUGUGUACUGCAAGUUGUCCUGCGAUUUGAAACCCCAUCUCGAACUGGAGCCCUUGUUAGGCGGGAUCCCUCUCGUCUUUGAGCCGACGCUGGGCGAUAUAGCUGAAUGGGCGCAGUUUAACGUUGUCCCCGUCGCGGCCGCUCCUCAACGGGGUUUGGAGGACAUAGAAUAUUGUUGCGGAGGCAAUCAGGGCGAUGUUGUAUUUCAUUUUCGCAAAUCGCCAGACACGCAGUUCGUUGCGAGAUUCAGCACAUUAAGUGAUUACGACGCCGAGCGGACGAAUGUUGCUGAUUGCUCUGUUGUUUUUAUGUCAAAGGGCAACGGUAUUGAAAAGAUUCUGCUGGACUUUGAGGUGCUUUGCGAUGGUAUCCCGACUCUUGAAACGAAUCUUCUGAAUCUGAAGACGCUCCCUGAGUGUCUUUCAAGUCCACACUUACUGGAAGCAUGGAGGGAGCUCUCGUUGCCCUGCUUCUCCAGCCCUCAGCAACUUUUCCUGCUUCUCGCCGCCCUGGCUACGACCUUUGUUUUCCGUUGUGACGAAUACGACACAUACUCAGUAUUCGAAGAGGACCACCCGGUCAGCGACUCUGAUAACUCUGACCUCGGCAGCCACACCACUGACAGCAGUGACGACUCAGAAUUUUGGAGCGACCCGGGAACGGACCCGGACGACGAUCUCAAGCACGGAGAUGUGGAUUUUCCCCCUCGGCCAGAAUCCCCAAAGUCGGACUAG